Ruditapes philippinarum (Manila clam) is the source of this 2435-nucleotide messenger RNA. RefSeq lists its product as uncharacterized. Bases 21 to 2435 code for a protein of 804 amino acids. The transcript has 11 exons. NCBI's taxonomy places the organism in Eukaryota, Metazoa, Mollusca, Bivalvia, Venerida, Veneridae. The record is from RefSeq and is a predicted model, not a curated record. Gene Ontology annotation, molecular function: RNA binding.
CUGGUUAAUGUUUCUCCAACAUGACUUCGACAAAAUCGUUGGUGGAACAUUGCAUAAUUGUCGAUGGAGCACCAAAAACGUUAAACAAAAGUCAGCUGUUGGAAUUAAUACAAAGGCAUGAAUCAACAACAAACAUUUUGAAACACCAUUUUCAGGAAGUUAAACAAGUGAAUCAAUGGGUUCUUUGGCUUAACUUGUCAAAAAGCGUUAACUACCUUUGUGAUGAAGUACAAGAGUAUCAGAUAAACAUAGAUGAUGAAAAUCAUACAGUUACAUUCCUCAGAUGUAACGAGUCUGAUAUACCCAAAGCUUGGCUAAACAGUGAGGUUGCUAGCAGUAACAGAGAGUUUGGUAACCAUCACCAACACGGUAUGAUGAUGUUUUUUUUACUUUUCGGUGCAAAAAAUAAAAGUACUUUCCUUGGUCUAAAAACAUCACAGUACACAUCGGAAAAAGAAUUGCAUGUGCAACAAUUCCAGAAACCAACUGCUAAGGCUAAAUUAUCAAAUUUACCUAAGGCUACAGAUAACGACUUCUUAGAGCUGUAUUUGGAGCAAGAAUUAGGAAAUGAAGUCGCAAUUGAAUCUAUAGAAUUAUGUGGAAACGGCACUGAAGCAAUCAUUGAAUUUCAAAGGAAAGAAAUGUAUGAUGCGUUAAUGCAGAAACAGCCUUUAGACAUGGAAGGUCAGAACAUAUUUGUAGAACUUAUAGAAUCACAACCAUUACUUCAAGGUGACCCUAAAACAAUAGAGGUUACCUCCGACAAAGGAAUAAUAACAGAAAAUACCGCACGGACUAUUCGUCUGUAUUUUGGAAAUCAUGGUCGUUCUGAUGGAGGGAAAAUAGUGGAAUUCAAAUUUGUCGCAGAUACAGAAACCAUUCUGAUAGCAUUUGAAUCUGCAGAAGUUGCAAAAGCUGUAUCUGCUCGAAAAGAUCAUAGAUACAAAGACGCUUUGCUAAAUGUUGUUCUGGUAGAUGAAGACCUGCUCCAAAAAAGAGCAAACGAGGACUGUGAAAAAAGGAAACGAAAAUCUAUACGCAUCACAAAUGUACCCUAUGAAAUCGACAAAGAUACUCUGGAAAUGGUGUUUGAGGAUGCUGAGACAUUUGGAGGGAAUAUUCGCGUUGUCGAUGUUAAACUAGACCCUAAAAGUAGCAGUGCAAUCAUACAGUUUGAAGAGGCCGAUGACGUAGAAAGAAUACUACAGAAGAAGCAAGUUGAUAUCGAGGGACAGACUGUACAUAUUGAACCUAUCGAAGACGGUAAUCUAGAAGAACCUUGCACUGUUGUGGUAGCGGGACCAACUGACCUACUCACAGAGGAUAACAUCAAAUCACUCAAAAUGUAUUUCAAUAACAAGAGACGAUCAGGGGGAGAAGAUGUCAUUGGUUGCUGCGUCCGGAAACCUGGCUCGGUCGAAGUUACAUUUAAAUCUAGCAAGGUUGCAAAACAUGUCGCAGAACGAAACAAUCACAUGUUUAAAUCGUCACGAAUCGAUGUGAAGUUGAUGGAAAACAAAUCUGAUAUUUUAUCUCCCGACAAGUCAAAUAAGUUGCUUUUCUCGGGCGUUGAUAAAGCAAUUAAAGAUAUUCUUGUCCUUUACCUCGAGGACAUGUUUGAAAAUCUACACGUUAAAGCUGAAAUUCCUAGUGAUGACGAUUCAAAGGUCAUACUGGAAUUCCAAGACUCAAAUGGCGCCCAAAUGAUUUUGCAAAGGCAACCAAUAUGUAUCGAGGGGCAUUACGUUGACGUUACGUUAUAUACAGAUGAACCAGAAAAACAAUGUACGAUACAAGUUCAAGGCCUUCCAAAUAUUGAAGAGAAUAUAGAUGCAUUACGGAUGUACUUUAAAAACACCAAACGUUCUGGAGGAGGAACCAUCGUUCAUUGUGAGGUUGACAAAGGCAACCAUGCUGCGCUUAUUACAUUUGAAACUGAGGAAGUCGCUCGUUUGGUUGUAAAUCGCCCUAAACAUGAGUUGAAGGGUACAGUGUUGGAAGUAAUAUUAUAUAAUAAGCCAACAGAAGAUUUAAAAACAAGGGUUUUUGAGACCACCAGGAAGAUACUCAUCAAAGGAUUACCUAAAACAAUUGACAAAGAGUAUUUAGAAUUAUAUUUUGAAGAUUUUGGAGAAAAAGAAAUGGUGGUAGAAAAAGUUGAUAUAGACACUGACAAAUCUACAGCUGUUGUAGAAUUUCAUGACCAAACAGCCGUAGACUUUAUAAUGAAACAUACUCCUUUAAAAAUGAAAGAAAAUAUUGUAUCUGUUGAACGCUACAAAGAAGAACAGGCUGAUCUUUGCACAAUAGAAAUCCAUGGUGUCUCCGACAUAGAACAUAAUCUUGAAAAGGUUUUAAUGUAUUUUAAAAAUAAAAGGCGUUCAAGUGGUGGAGAAAUUGUAAGCAAUGAUGUUGAUAUUCAGAAAAUACAUUAG